GAGAGUUGGACGAGGGGAGGGAUUGAGUGAGCCUGACGCUGUUUUUGUAUUGUUGGAGUUUAAACUUUGCCACAUAGUGGGGGGGAAAAAGAGGUUUUGACUGGACAGAGGGACUGAAGACCGGAGAAGAAAAUAACCACGACUCAACUUCGCAGCAACAAAAAGCUUUGGGAUUCGAAACACUGGGCAAAACCGAAUCGAGAUCGGAGAACGCUCUCACGAGAGGUCGUUAAGCGAAUCACUGCAGUUGUUAAAAGAAUCUGGCUUCCCCAUGGACUUUGCUCGUCGGAAGCUCGCAAAAGGGAUCACAUGACCAUGGGACAUUGCGACAGUCAUAGAUAGGAGCCAGUGGCCAGGCGUCUGAAUUUUGAUCACGUGACCACAGGGGAGGCUGCGAUGGUCUUAUGGCCUGCCCCAGUCUUGACGGCGUGGAGUUAUUGGAUCUCCUCUUUGACGGGCAGGACGGAGUCCUUCGCAAUGUGGAGCUGGGAUCCUCAGAGGCCGCUUGGAUGGCACAAGAAGGCAGAGUUUUGCUGAACCCUCAAGACAAUGACGACUUCAUCAACUCCAUCUUGGGAGCGGCAAACACGGUCCUAGAUUCUCCAAGCUGGUCUCCAGCUGCCAGUGACAGUGGCAUAUCUGAGGAUCCAAAUUCUGAUCAGCUGGACAGCCCUCCACAUUAUCUUCCCACUGGGAGCCCGGAGGCCUACUCUGACGGAAGCUCAGCCGGUGACCUGGCCUACGCCUCCUGCCAGGACACCCGUCAGGCCUUACCUACCAUAAAAGAACCAGCUGCCGAGAUGAGAGAGAUGGAUGUCUCCAUAGACUUCAGUAUGUGGGCUGCUGGUUUUUAUGCAGAGGAGAGGCAAAUAACAGAUGCCACCCAUCAAAACCCAGCCUCCUGCAUGCUCACAAUUAAGGACCUCCUUCUUUCCAACAACUCUGAAAUGCACCAGCAGGCUGUCAACUCUGCAGCGAUGAGGCAGACCCCAGGGAAUUGCCAGGAGCUGGUGCUGACCGAGGAUGAGAAGAAACUGCUGACUAAGGAAGGGGUGACUCUUCCAACCCAGCUCCCGCUCACCAAGUAUGAGGAACGCAUUCUCAAGAAGAUCCGUAGAAAGAUCCGGAACAAACAAUCGGCUCAGGAAAGUCGCAAGAAACGGAAGGAAUACAUUGAUGGUUUAGAAAGCCGGAUGUCGGCUUGCACAACUCACAACCAGGAGCUCCAACGCAAAGUGGUUCACCUGGAGAAGCAGAACUUGUCUCUCCUGCAGCAGCUGAAGAAACUCCAGACCAUCGUGAUGCAGUCCAGCGGCAAGGCUGCCCAAACGAGCACCUGCGUGGCGGUCUUGCUGCUUUCCUUUGCUCUGAUCAUCUUCCCCUCCAUUGGCCCUUUCACCCGCAACAAGGCCGAGACCGGGGGUGACUUUGUACCGGUGCGAGUUUUUUCUAGGUCCCUCAACAACGAUGCAUCCUCUAGAAUUCUCCACUCCCGGGGCAAGGAGGCCGAGCAGAGUGCGCAGGAAAGCAUCUGGAAGGAGCCAGCUCGCAGCGAAGACCACGCGGCCAGCACCUUGAUCCGAGAUCUCUUGAGGCUUCAGAAGGAGGGCAACCACACAGAAGUCUUCCCAGAAGGCAGACCUGCAUCUUUGGACGGACUCAGGCCCGGUGUUCCCUACCCAGGCCCAAAUCUGACCACAGUGGCCUGGACUGAAUCGGAGCAGCCUGGAAAGGGGGUCUUGGAACAGACGGAGGAGCUGUGACUUUCCACCGGGCUGCUUCCACUCCUUCACUAAACUAGGACGGGGAGGGGUAGGACGGGGAUGGGGAGACUGUGUGUGUGUGCGCGUGCAGCAGUGUUGUGUCUCUCCUAUUCAGGGGGAAGGGGGGGGAAUGUGAAAGAGAGUCGCAGUGUGUGUGAGAGAGAACAAGGGGAGGGGGUCUGAAUCCUCCUGGGCUAUUUGGGGACCCCCUGAAAAAAGACAGGCUGAGCCCCGGUUCUCCUCUUCCAUUUUUAAAACGGGGGGGGGGGGGGGCGGAAUUCUCCAGGAUGGGACCCCCAGCAGGUCUGUAGCCGUGGAUCCUUAAAUUGCACUUCACUGCAAAGCGUGUCACAUCCCCACAUCCCUUGUGGAACUGGGGGCUUCAGGCGUUCAUUAUAGGGAAGAUGGGAGUUUGACAUCUGAUUAUUUUUUUUUAUUUUAUUUUUUUGCCGAGCCUUUCGGCUCCUGAGAUUUCUGUUCAUCUGGUGUGCGGUGAUGAUGAAUGAAAAAACGUUCUUUUUUUUUCUUUUGGGGGAGGGGAACAGAGAGUCAAAGCUGAAAUGUACAGUUACCCCUUACAGCUUUGCGCCCUCCGUUAUGUCCACCUUUGAGCCCCCAAAUUGAUAUUUUGAGUUGGGUUUUGCCCCCAUUUUACGGCUUUUCUUGCCAAUGGUUGCAGUCAUUGAGUGAGGAACCCGGUCGUUAAGCAAAUCUGGCUCCCCCCAUAGACUUUGCUCCUCCGAAGGCCGCCAAAAAGGGGAUCAUAGGUGACCCGGGGACAUCGCAACCAUCAUCAAGACGAACCAGUUGAAAUUUCGAUCGCGUGACUGCCGGGUGGUUAAGUGUGGAAAAAACAGGUUCGUAAGUCGCUUUUGGGGGACUUUGAACGGUCACUAAACGAACUGUGCCAAGUGGAGGACCGCCCGUGUAAUCUUUCCGUGGAAAGGUUAAGAGUCCAGGAAAGGAGCAGUGGUUCUUUUAAUUCAGCCUCUGCUAUCUUUCCUUUAAACACACACAAAAAAACCCCCUUAAAACAGGAAUAUAAAGAUGUAAUCUGCCUCUAUAAAAAAACUGAUAACAAAUGCAGAAAGGAGGGAGGAGGGGGGCGUUUCUCCUCCUCUUCAGAUGGCUGAUGCUGUGAAUUUGCACGUCUGAUUAUGUAACGGGAACGGCUGGUCUUCCGGCAAGCUCCAAACAGCUUUCGGGAGGCAUCUGUUGGGAUUAUUUUCUCUGCCGUUUCGGGAACCGCCGCGUUCGGCCCCCGCAGUUUGGCUGCUCUCUCUUCUGAGGGCUCAAGCAAGCGUGGGGCGGUGGGUUCGACAGGUGACUGCUUCUGCUCGGAUGAAAUCCAAGCAUCGAAGCCAGCUCAGAAGCUUCGCUGUCUCAGAUUAUGUCCUCCUAGUUCCAAUGUCCCGGUUUAUUUUCCCUUCUGGGAAAGCAGCCGUGGAUUUAUUGGUGUAGUAAUGGAAUGCGCGGAGGGCCUUGGGGAAGGAGAAAGAAAAAUGCCGCCAGAUAAGAGAGGGCUUAGCCUGCAGCUGCAUAAAGGGUGAACAAGCUCAGAAGAGACCCUGUAAAAGGGAGGGGGGAGAGAAAGGCUGCGUAGGGAACAGAUAAAAGACGGCUUAGCCUGCAGCUGCUUAAGGAGUGGAGAACAAGCUCAGAAGAGACCCUGUAAAAGGGGGGGGGGGAGAGAAAGGCUGCGUAGGGAACAGAUAAGAGAGGGCUUAGCCUGCAGCUGCCUAAAGGGUGGAGAGCAAGCUCAGAAGCGACCCUGUAAAAGGGAGGGGGGAGAGAAAGGCUGCUUAGGGAGCAAAUAAGAGAGGGCUUAGCCUGCAGCUGCUUAAGGGGUGGAGAACAAGCUCAGAAGAGACCCUGUAAAAGGGAGGGGGGAGAGAAAGGCUGCGUAGGGAACAGAUAAGAGAGGGCUUAGCCUGCAGCUGCAUAAGGGGUGGAGAACAAGCUCAGAAGAGACCCUGUAAAAGGGAGGGGGGAGAGAAAGGCUGCGUAGGGAACAGAUAAGAGAGGGCUUAGCCUGCAGCUGCAUAAGGGGUGGAGAACUAGCUCAGAAGAGACCCUGUAAAAGGGCAGGGAGGAGAGAGGCUGCAUAGGAAACAGAUAAGAGAGGGCUUAGCCUGCAGCUGCAUAAAGGGUGGAGAAAAAGGAUCCUCCCUAGUUCCUUGGGAUAUAAAGCAAAGAGUUGCUGCUUAGGGAAGAGGCAACUAAGAGGCAACCUAGCCCUCUGCUGCAUAACGGGCAGAGAAAAGGACUCAGGAGGGACCCCUCCCUAGUUUCUCAGGCUCUGAAAGAGACGGCGGGAGAUUCGUAGUUGCACAGUUCUAUUAAUGUAGCUUUACAUAGAAUAGAGUUAGUCUGUCCGGUCAUGUUUCCCAUCUGGUCUGCCUGGUAAGACUGACAGCCCUGGACGAGUAUGAUCUAACAAAGAGGGAAGGGAAAGAUUCCUAGUGGCAGGAACGUGGGGACCCAGAGCCUUGAUCCGGAAGACGUAGGGGCCGGGAAGUCCGCAGGAUAUGGUAAGAAAAAAGGAAAGAGGGCUGGUGAACGGGUGGAGCUUUGUAUACCAUCAUCCUCGCCCUUUUGAUUUAUUUUUGAGCCCACCCUGUGGUCAGCCCCGGGUACAUGUUGAGCACUUCUGAGCUGAUUUUGAAGGAUUGGGGGACGGUUUGGGAUGAGCAUUUGCGACGUGUAUCCCUUUGCGGCCCCAAAAUGCCAGAAGCCGGAAGACAAAAGACUCGAGCUGAUGUCUCGCCCGUCAUGUGUACAAUAAAUGAUUUGGGUUAAAAUGAA
Molecule: messenger RNA, 4568 nt
Organism: Crotalus tigris (Tiger rattlesnake)
Lineage: Eukaryota; Metazoa; Chordata; Lepidosauria; Squamata; Viperidae
Gene: CREB3L3
Product: cAMP responsive element binding protein 3 like 3
Exons: 11
Coding region: 405-1763 (452 amino acids)
Biological process (GO): regulation of transcription by RNA polymerase II
Cellular component (GO): nucleus
Molecular function (GO): RNA polymerase II cis-regulatory region sequence-specific DNA binding; DNA-binding transcription factor activity, RNA polymerase II-specific
Source: RefSeq, a predicted model, not a curated record